GUAGUUUAGAGGUGCAGAUAUUAAAUGUCCUGUUCUGUGUGCUUGUAGUUGAGCCGCUGCACUACAUUACCCAGAGUGCAUCUGUGCAGGCGGCGGUUUCACCUGUGUGUCCAGGUAGAGGAGGAAGGAGUGAGCGCGCAGAGACGCAGAGCAGAGCUGAAGCAUGGAGCGAGAGGAUCCUCAGAACGACUCCUUCGACUUCCUCUUCAAGAUCAUCCUCAUCGGGGACUCCAACGUGGGCAAGACCUGCCUGGUGCAGAGCUUCAAGAGCGGCCUGUUCUCCGAGACGCAGCAGAACACCAUCGGCGUGGACUUCACCGUGCGCACGCUCACCAUCGACGGCCGCAGAGUCAAGAUGCAGGUGUGGGACACGGCGGGACAAGAGCGCUUCCGCACCAUCACGCAGAGCUACUACCGCAGCGCUCACGGGGCCAUGAUCGCCUACGACAUCACCCGCAGGGACACCUUCGACUCUGUGCUCCGCUGGCUCCACGAGCUGCAGCGCUUCGGGGCUGCCAACGUGCUCACCGCGCUCAUAGGUAACAAGCGUGACCUGGAGGCGGAGCGACAGGUGCAGUUUGCGGAUGCCUGUAAGCUAGCGGAGGAGCAGGGCAUGCUAGCGGCUCUGGAGACGUCAGCGCGGGAGAAGCAGAGCGUGGAGGAGGCGUUCGUCAUGAUGGCACGGCAGCUGCUGCAGCAGAACGGCCUAUGCGUCACGCCGGACACCGACACACACGUGCUGCUGCGCACUAACUCUCGCGCCAUCGUCAGCGGGCCGUCGCUAGCAGAGCACCAGAAGCAGCAGCCCUGCCAGUGCUGAUCGCAACACAGGGGGCCGUUCACUCAGAGCACGUGCUUGCAUUACAAUGCACUGCUUUACAUUCUUUCACUAUGUAUAUACUAUGACUGGUGCUUCGCGUCUUGCACAUGAGUGUCGCAUUUAAUUUUUUGUCGUUUGCCUUUAUGAGGACUAGAAGAAGUGAGGUGGGAAAGAGAGGGGGCGGAAUCGGGAAAGGUCCGCAAACCGGGAUUCAAACUCGGGACGCCAGAAGCAUAACAGCGCUAUAUGUUAGCGCGCUGCCCAGAGCGUCACGUUUUUUAAAGAACUUCAACUUUUACACACAGCAGACCAAUCAGAAGACCCUGGAGGCGGAGCAAGCAUUGCAUGCUUUUGUUUACAGGAGCAGGUUGCCAUGGCAACUGUUUUAUUUGAAGGCAACAUGGUGAAGGAGUUUUUCCGAAACCACGUCUCGCGUUUUAUGCGUCAUCUCACGUUUAGUGUUUCUGCUUGCAUGUUUCCUGUGAAUAAAUGAAGUCACUGCCGUCAACACUGAAGAAAACAAUCCCAAUACAUCUGAAGAGUUUUAUUAAUAUUAAAAAUCACUAUUUAUUUAACAUCAGUGUGUUUUGCUGUAGUGUGCAAGAGCUGAAAUAUUAUAAAUGUGAUGUAAUUACAAUUUACACAGUGAUUUUAUUUUAACAGACUAUUGUUAUCUUUGCAUCUCCAGUGAAUGCAAGUUAAAUCAAGGUUGUUUGUGCUGGAAAAUGAGACGCUCGCACUGAGGAAGAGCAUCAGGUUCUGUAGCGCAGUGACGUUGUUUUGCACACAUGUGGAUGAACGUCUCUAUAAACGUUCUCCGUCUCAGUGGACGUUCAUGUCAAACCCACAGGAAGUGACUGAUGUUCAUCAGCUGACAGCAGAGCCACAUAAAGGCCAGGAAUGGAUCACAGAUUUCCUCAUUGUGUUCCUCCAUCUUCUUGACAAUAGCUAUGUUUCCAUCCACCUAAAAGCCAAGAUGUGCAUAAAUUCUAAAAACUUAUGUGCGCCAUUGAGUAGGAUCAACUUCUUUAUCUGAUAAGAAAAAAUGUGCAUAAACUACGAUGGAAACAUUUACUGAAUAAAUUCCACCAUGCUCAUCAAAAGUCAUGUGAUGGGAUAACUCGAUGAACCAGCGGACCGAGCUCGAUCACAGCAUCUGAAAUGCUGUUUUGGUCGUUCUGAAAUGCCUGAGCAAAGUUAUCAAAGUAUUUCUGUAUAAUUGUUACAUGACCGUGUUCCUGAACAACUGGCACUGCAUUUAUUGUGUUCAAUAAAGUAAUUCAUCCAUCAUAUAUGAAAAUUAUUAUAUUCAGUGACUUCUAGUUUUCUGAGUGAUAUUUAGUGCCAGUUUAUCAGAAAGUGAUGAUUUUGUUCUCUUUGACUUGUUGGACGGAAACAGUGGUUUAUUCGCAAGCGUUUUACGUGAUGUGACAAUUUUGUGCAUAAUUGUGGAUGGAAACAUGGCUAUUGAACAUUUGAUUUAGUUUGGUUUUCAAUCAGUGUAUUUCGUUGUUAUUUUUAUUGUAUUAUUUUGGGGCUGUGUGUGCUGACUUGAUUUAACAUUUAUUAAAAUAAAUCGAUCAUUGUUCAUGUUUAAUGAAGAUGGGCUGUCAAGGUUUGAAUGUGUGUAUCAAAAUUGAUUUUGUAUUUUUUUUUCUCAUGUUUUAAAAUUUUUAUUUAGUGUCACUCCUCCACACUGUUAUAUUCAGGUUUUUUUUUCUUUUUAACUACUAAACAACCACAACUACUAAAAUCAAUUCACAUCCCUUUCAAAAUGUAUAUUUUGUAAUAAUAUUUUACAAUAUUACCAAUUUAACUGAAUUUCUGAUCAAAUAAAAGCAGCCUUGGUGAAUCCUAAA
Molecule: messenger RNA, 2679 nt
Organism: Cyprinus carpio (common carp)
Lineage: Eukaryota; Metazoa; Chordata; Actinopteri; Cypriniformes; Cyprinidae
Product: ras-related protein Rab-19
Cellular component (GO): trans-Golgi network
Molecular function (GO): GTPase activity; GTP binding
Source: RefSeq, a predicted model, not a curated record